This is a messenger RNA of Athene cunicularia (burrowing owl), 2917 nucleotides long. It is a transcript of the gene COL13A1, whose product is annotated as collagen type XIII alpha 1 chain. Bases 151 to 2577 code for a protein of 808 amino acids. The record is from RefSeq and is a predicted model, not a curated record. The transcript is spliced from 45 exons. NCBI's taxonomy places the organism in Eukaryota, Metazoa, Chordata, Aves, Strigiformes, Strigidae.
UGUCAUUAUUGCUGUUAUUUGUUAUUUGCUGGCGCUGGGAUCCCCUUGGACGCUCUUUUUUCUAUGCCUUCUGGAUUGUGCUUUUCAGAGUAGGAGUGAGGCUUUAUUUAUUCUAUUUAUUUAUUUAUUGUUUCUCAGGACAGGGAGGGAAUGUUGGAGGAGAAGAGUUGGAAAGGCGUCGGCGAAGCAGCUUUUGACAGGGGGUGCGUGGCUCCCCCCAGGACCAGCGACGGGGAGAGAUGCUGCCGCCUCCCUCUCCUGCUGGGCUCGGGGCUGCCCGGCGUCUCCCUGCUCUCUCUGGUGCUGAGCCUCCUGCUGUACUUUCGGACCUCCGAUCUGCAGUCCCGGGUGUCCCACUUGGAAGCAGACAGGCCCACACAGCUCCCUGCCUGGCUCUCAGCAGACCAAAUGGAGACAGCUAUUUUGGGAAGAGUUGACCAACUGCUUGAUGAGAAAUUAAAGUUCCACUUGCCAAGACACCGCGAAGUUCGAGAGACACACCAGCGAUGCAACUGCCCGGCAGGUCCACCUGGCCUUACAGGAAGACCAGGGCUCCCGGGAGACAAAGGUGCGAUGGGGAUCCCUGGGCGGCCGGGACUAAAAGGGCAACCCGGAGAGAAGGGUGCUCCAGGAGAAGCGGGCAUGUCUAUCAUUGGGCCUCGCGGUCCACCCGGACAGCCUGGAACAAGAGGUUUUCCUGGAUUCCCGGGCCCUAUUGGCUUGGACGGCAAACCGGGUCAUCCUGGACAGAAGGGGGAGAUGGGUGCUGCAGGUCCCAGGGGACAACCCGGACCCCCAGGACAAAAAGGAGAAAAGGGUCAGUGUGCAGAGUACCCGCACAGGGAAUACCUAAGUACCACCCUUGCAGCCCUGCGCUCUAACCAGAUCCUUACACUGAAGGGUGAACAAGGACAAGCGGGAAUCCAAGGUCCCCCAGGGCCCCCUGGCCCACCAGGGCCCACUGGACCAGCUGGACCCGAAGGAACCCCAGGACAUCCCGGGCCAAUUGGGCCACCUGGCAGAGCAGGAGAACCUGGGAAGCCUGGCAGAGAUGGAAAGGGCUUACCUGGACCUCCUGGACCAAAGGGAGACCCUGGGAUUCAGGGAUACCCAGGCAGAAAGGGUGAGGUGGGCGAGUCAGGCCUGCCCGGUGCGCGUGGCCUCCCUGGAGCUACUGGCCCUAAGGGUGAAAAAGGGGAUGCUGGCAUAAAGGGGGAGAGAGGCAUGCCAGGGCUGCCAGGAAGACAUGGCACUAAGGGCGCUCCUGGGAUGGCCACCGCAGGGGUGAAGGGCGAGCCCGGGACUCCAGGAGAAAAGGGAGAUCCUGGAGUCCCAGGGAGGAUGGGGCCCCCAGGUUUGCCAGGGAAGAGGGGGCAGCGGGGUGAGAAGGGACGAGCUGGUGACCCUGGGCUUCCUGGACUCCCUGGCACGAAGGGAGAGAAGGGAAAUGCUGAGAAUGCUCUGGCAGGAGGUAAAGGAGAACCUGGCCCUCCAGGUCUGCCCGGACCCCCUGGACCAAAGGGAGAAGCUGGUGACGUUGGCCGGCCUGGUGCUGCAGGGUCACGGGGGGAAAAGGGGGAACCUGGUUCACCGGGAGACCAGGGACCCACGGGCCCAAGGGGCCCCAAAGGAGAGCCUGGGAAGGAUGAAAUGAUGGACUACGAUGGUAACAUCAGUGAAGCUCUCCAGGAAAUACGAACUUUGGCCCUGAUGGGCCCCCCAGGACUUCCAGGUGUGGCUGGACCUCCAGGGCCACCAGGACAGAAGGGUGAAAUUGGCUUGCCAGGUCCUCCAGGCCAUGAUGGAGAAAAGGGACCACGUGGCAAGCCUGGAGAAAUGGGCCCCCCUGGCCCUCAUGGACUACCAGGAAAGGAUGGACCACCUGGAAUAAAGGGAGAGCCAGGCCAUGUCGGGGUCACAGGACAGAAGGGAGAUAAAGGAGAGCCAGGACAAGCUGGCUCACCGGGUCUUGAUGGCCCCACUGGAGAGAAAGGCGAACAAGGUGACCAAGGGAUGCCAGGACCGUCAGGAUUGCCGGGUCCCAUUGGACUUCCAGGAUUGACAGGAGAGAAGGGUGAGCCUGGGGAGCGUGGAGACAAAGGAAGUCUGGGAGAAUCGGUAUCUGGCCCCCCCGGACCCCAAGGCCCGCCAGGACCUCCAGGUCUUCAGGGCCUCCCGGGACCGAAGGGGGAAGCAGGGAUUGAUGGAAUGAAAGGAGAGAAGGGUGCCCAGGGUGAAAAAGGAGACAGAGGGCCACUGGGAUUACCCGGUGCUUCAGGUUUAGACGGCAGGCCUGGACCACCGGGCACUCCAGGACCAAUUGGGGUUUCGGGACCAGCAGGACCAAAAGGAGAAAGGGGCAGUAAAGGAGAUCCUGGAGUUGUAGGACCAAUGGGGCCAGCAGGGCUUCCUGGUUUACAAGGUCUACCUGGUGACAAAGGAAUCCGGGGGGAGAGGGGCAAGAAAGGCUCUAGAGGGUCUAAAGGGGAUAAGGGAGACCAAGGAGCGCCUGGAUUAGAUGCACCCUGUCCGUUGGGGGAAGAUGGCCUUCCAGUUCAAGGCUGCUGGAAUAAGUGAUGAUUCUAACCCUGGACUGGCCUAUGUGUGUUACUGUACAUAGAAUAUUUAUUUUUAUACAGUGUUCUUUUCUGAAAUUCUGAAAGUUAUGCAUUUUUACAAAUUAUCAAAAAGCUUCAUAUUUUUUGUACAGAAAAUACUAGAUCUCCCUUCUUCCCUGUUUGUCAGUUCUCUGUAUAAUUCUGUGUCUGCAUUAUGCUUGUUUUGUCAUGGAGUACAGCUGUAAUAUUUACAUGAUAUUUGUGCACACAUGAUGAAUAUAAGAACUUAAUAAAUUAUUGCAUUAAAAGUGCCCAAAGGAACUGCCCUGUAUAGAUUUAAAGGUCUUUUCAUUUUCCAA